UACUCAAGCAGCGGAUUAAUAAAUCUGGGUUAAGCAAACCUUGGACGAAUAAAUCUAGAUUAACCAAGCUGUGGACUGAUAAAUCUGGAUUAACCAAGUACAGGAUUAAUAAAGCUGUAGUAUCCAUACCGGGGAUUAACAGGUUUUUAGAUUAACCGCCCCGUGGAUAUAAGAGUCUCAGCCACUGAGGAAUGUCGCGUGACAGGCAAAACACAAUCCAUUAGCCACAUUUCACACACUUAAUAACCACUCUGUAAGAAAAAUCCAUCUGAUAAUGCUCGUGAGAGAGAGAGAACAUCCCCUCCCUCCAUCCCCUUGAUUCCUUCCCCGUCCCUACCACCCUCCUCCCCACCUCCCCUUCCCUUCCUGUCAGCCUGCCAGCCAGCCGACUAGAGAGACGUAACCCACAAGUCACCAGGUGUCCUUAUCGCUGCCUUCCAUAUCCUCCCUAUACACCUCACGGACACGCUACCAUUUACGAGAUUGUGAGAAACGCCUGCAAUGCGAGGAUAUGCAACCGUGCCACCUGCUAGAGGAGUUGGUGUGGCGCGGACGCCUUCAGGAGGUGACACCUGACGAAGCGCUGUGUAUGGUGGUGGCGGGGAGUGGGGGCUGGAGGGGGCGGUGGCCGUCGCUUCCUAGGUAAGAACACACCUUCGCCAGCAGUUUCCUUCCUCACAUAGCGACACACAGGGGCUUCCCUCCUGGCGCGGGUGUAUGAACAGAGCUUCUCCUUGUCUCUCUCCUGUCGCAGCCGAGGGUGGUGUCGGGAGUGUCAGCCACAGCCUCAAGGCACCUGCCCAGUCCGGUGUGUGUACCUUUGAACACGGCCUUAAAAAAAAAAAACUUGUAAGUCUUAAUAACUGACAGUUCAUAUUGUGUUGGUACACACAUUGUCCCGCAGGAACUGACCUUCUGGUGUUGUAUUGAUUCUGGUGAAUGAGUUUACUGAAAUAAAUGCCGUGAAUACGGCACUAACUCCCGUGUUCCGAGGCAACUAGUGCGUGCAUGGCGCUAACUACUGAGUGUACAAUGCUAGCUACUGUUUGUAUCUUCCUACCGUUUCCAGGGAGGUAGGUCACGGCCUUCGACCUGCCCGCCUCCCACAUACAGGUCGCGAUCCUUCACGCCGACCUUGCCGGACACUGCACCAACAGUUAAAGGAUCACCUGACUGCUAAAUUAUUACCUCUGCCGAGCACCAGCAUCUGGAUACAGAAGCACCGCCAGUUACAGAAAAACCUCCUGGUUACAAUAGCACCGUCAAGCUGCAACAAAGCCUCCUGGAUACAGCAACACCAUCUGGUUACAGCAGCAACAUCUAGCAAUAGGAACAUCACCUGGUUUCAGCAGUAUCAUCUGCUAUCAGAAAUGAGACUUACAAGCCUGAAAAUAGAGAAGCGCUGCCCUUGACUUAUUUGACCAUACUAAGCAGAUCAUUCUCACACCCAGCCCUUCUUACAUAGUUAUUCACCCUAUUUUUGGAAACCACCCAAGAGACUACUUUUGAUCACUCUACUUCCCAAAUUGUUAAAUUCUACAUUUCCUAACCAGUACUUUCUAAUUCUGAAUUUACUCAACUUUGAUCCAUUUUGAGUUCUUUCUUGAUACAUAAUCAAAGAUGAAAGUCAGCGAUUUUUCAGUGAUGGUAAAAAGAAUGAGUGUCGUGGAUGUUUUUGCUUUUUUAUAUUUAUAAUAAACUCUAGCAAAAUAUAAUGCCAGACAUUGUCUUAAGAGUAAAAUUAUAUUAAUAAAUUAUUACUAUUCGCUUAUGCAACCAUCAGUGGUGAGUCAUUAAGUUUUUUCUAUAAUGUCAUACCAGUCACUAAGUGUAAUAUACGUUAUAAACAAUUUUGACAAUAUUGAUCGAUCUCUGCAUCUGACGCGAUAUUACCCAGUUGACGUCUCUGAAUAUUUGAGUCUCUUGUGGAGAUGGUGACACUGUGUCUGAAAAUAUUACCCUCUGAAGAUAGACGAGUGGGGACUUAGCAUCAUGGAGAGGUUCAGCGCUCCUAGCGUCACCUUCAAGACGAGAAGUAAGAGAAGUCUGGGGUAUCCUCAUUCCAGGAUAGCGGACAAAUACGGGAUGCGGCCAAGGACCAUUAUUAGACGAUUGCUGCAGGAGAGACGACUUAGGGAAGCGUCACACAAAGACGUCAGAUCGAAGCUGCAUCCGUUCCCUAAAUACCACAAGAAGCUGGCCAGCUUCCGUGAGCGAUCCCACGUGCGGGAAAUUAAUAAAGCUUUUGAGAAUCUGAGGAAUGCCUUGCCAACUGCAGCCGGAUGUCGCAACGACGCCUCGGCCGCUGCCAAGAUGACCACUCUCAGGUUGGCUCUAAGAUACAUUGCGGCACUUACACAGCUGCUUCAAGAAGACGACAUUCAGCGCUCUUACAACAACGACGACGACAAGACUAGCAGUUGUUCAGAGACUGACAGUGACGAUCAUAAAACUUACUUGACCGGCCAAGAAGACCUCAAACCUCAGCCUUCUUCCCAAAAGGAGCAAGACGACGCUGAAGACACAUACAUCCUCGCGCUCGCUAAAAUUUUUGAAGAAAGCGACGAUUCAAACGACACAAGUGCUUCUGACAGCAAUGAAAAAGGUCAAACAUUCCCUGCCGAGAGUGAUGAUCGUCAGAGCAGCCGAGAAGAUUUCAGCGACCUUUCUGACAAUGACGUUGAAGGUCAGCUCGAUGCUCUGGCCAGUCUGGGUAGCUUGACUAAGGAAACAACAGAUCCAGCGUUCCUAUCAUGAGCUCUCCUGUAGUUACAGUAGCCAUCAACAGCGGAGUCUGUAUCAUAACAUAACCCUUCUUUUGCAAGUCCGUAUACAAAAAAUAUGGAUUUGUUAUAUUAUAGUUUUACCACUAAAUUAGUGUGUUUACAGGCUGUUGAAUUUCACUUACUUCUUCUUAGCAUAACUCUGGGCUGGAAGUUACAUUCUUAGGUAUGAAACUUCCUGUGACAUUUGUGGUACAUUGCCCAAGGCAUUUUUUUCGAAGCUCCACCUGUGUUCCCGAGGUCUGGUCACUCAGUCACAUGAAGUCUCGGGUAACACUUUCUGGUCUAUGAAUAAACCCUUCAGUGCUUAUUUUCUAAAAAGUAAAUUGUUGUUCAAUAUAUUAAGAGACGAAAUAAUAUCUGAACUCUGUAAAUCUUGGUGGCUAUUGCUACUCCACUCUGUGGCUAUCACUACUCCACUCUGUGGCUAUCGCUACUCCACUCUGUGGCUAUCACUACUCCACUCUGUGGCUAUCGCUACUCCACUCUGUGGCUAUCACUACUCCACUCUGUGGCUAUCGCUACUCCACUCUGUGGCUAUCGCUACUCUACUCUGUGGCUAUCGCUACUCCACUCUGUGGCUAUCGCUACUCUACUCUGUGGCUAUCGCUACUCCACUCUGUGGCUAUCGCUACUCUACUC
Cherax quadricarinatus is the source of this 3425-nucleotide messenger RNA. RefSeq names its product helix-loop-helix protein delilah. Gene Ontology annotation, cellular component: nucleus. The record is from RefSeq and is a predicted model, not a curated record. Gene Ontology annotation, biological process: positive regulation of transcription by RNA polymerase II; sensory organ development; axon development. NCBI's taxonomy places the organism in Eukaryota, Metazoa, Arthropoda, Malacostraca, Decapoda, Parastacidae. Gene Ontology annotation, molecular function: DNA-binding transcription factor activity, RNA polymerase II-specific; protein dimerization activity; E-box binding.